This is a messenger RNA of Gadus chalcogrammus (walleye pollock), 1648 nucleotides long. RefSeq names its product Nedd4 family interacting protein 1 (gene ndfip1). Gene Ontology annotation, molecular function: WW domain binding. Gene Ontology annotation, biological process: ubiquitin-dependent protein catabolic process; positive regulation of protein ubiquitination; metal ion transport. The transcript has 8 exons. The record is from RefSeq and is a predicted model, not a curated record. Bases 194 to 850 code for a protein of 218 amino acids. Gene Ontology annotation, cellular component: perinuclear region of cytoplasm; Golgi apparatus; endoplasmic reticulum. NCBI's taxonomy places the organism in Eukaryota, Metazoa, Chordata, Actinopteri, Gadiformes, Gadidae.
CUGCUCCAGCCAGUCCGUGUGGGUCACGUGACGCGUGGUGGAAUAACAGAGUAGACCUAGUUGUCAGCAAUCGGUUGUGUGAAGAUGGCCGAUUUAUGCUAGCGAUCUAAAUCUUAGCUUCAUCGUCCGCCAGGAUAAUCUAGCACAUCUCAUCUACUUGUUGUGGACAUUUCCACUGUUUUAAUCAUUUACAAUGGCAGAGCAGAACAGCAACGUGAGGUAUCAAGAGCUGGUUAAUGAAGAGGAGCCAGCCCAGGCUUCACAGGAGGCCCCCACCCAGGACGCUCCUCCACCCUACAGCAGUGUCACUGCAGCGAAUGCAGCCUUCUUUGACUACAAAGAGGAUGGAGGAAGCUUCCCAAAUCCCCCAUCUUACAAUGUGGCCACAACACUGCCCUCCUACGACGAAGCAGAGAGAACCAAAGUAGAGUCUGCAAUCCCAUUGGUUGCUGGCCGAGUGACGGAGGACGAUUUUGUUGCCAGGGAUGAGUUUGAAGACGCGGACCAGCUACGGAUAGGAAACGAUGGCAUCUUCAUGCUCACUUUCUUCAUGGCAUUCCUGUUCAACUGGAUUGGCUUCUUCCUGUCGUUCUGCUUGACCACAUCAGCAGCGGGCCGAUACGGGGCCAUCUCUGGAUUCGGCCUGUCCCUCAUCAAAUGGGUUCUGAUCGUGAGGUUCUCCACCUAUUUCCCGGGCUACUUCAACGAGCAGUACUGGCUGUGGUGGGUUUUCCUGGCCCUGGGCUUCAUGCUCUUCAUCAGAGGGUUCGUAAACUACUCCAGAGUGCGCAAGCUGGCAGACCCCGCCUACGCCACUCUGCCUCGGACACGGGUGCUCUUCAUUUACUAGAGAACGUUCCGGACAAGUGGAGGCGGAAGAGUUCUCACUCGACCGACAGUGAAAGCACCAGACUGAAGCGGCUUCUCUACAGGAUGAGGUCGGGGAGGGAAAUAAACUCAACGAAAACGAAACAAAAAAAAAACUGAACCCUGACACUUGUUUCCGUUUUAAAUAUAUUGAUGGUAAUUUGUAACGGUAUUAGUCUUUCUAUGUAGUCCGUAGUGGCUUAUGUUAAGUGCUUUCACAUAUACAUCUGUAACAUAUUGAUUAAUGCCUUAUAUUGUUUUGUUGGAAGUGUGCUGGCAUGCAUUAGUCCCUUCAAGUCAAUAGGGAAGUCUUCUGUUGGUGAUACGACUAGGAGCCCACUGGCAUUUUGAAUUGGCAACACUUGUUUUGAAGACUUGUGAUGAGCAUGCAGAACACAUUGUAAAUUUCCCCCCAUGAUUACUCUGUGUGAUGAUUAUACUGUGUUUUUAUAAUGCAACAUUCACCCAAGAGACAAGGUAGGACCAUGCUGUAAAUGUCACAGUUGAUUCAAUUCACUGACCUAUUUUUUUUUUGGCUUUGAACAACAUUGCAGUUAAGCCUAUAGAGGGCGGUAUUAGCGUUUGCUUUAGUAAUCACAGUACUGAAAUGGGCAUCCACAUCCAUGCUAGUAAUGUUCUAUUUGAUGAAGUUGAUAGUGUAAUGGCGCAAACACACAUUCACUCACACAGCAGUAACUUUAAUUUAGGCUAUUAGGCAAAUGCUUUGUGUAAUCCCUGUGAUUUGAGGUGGUUCUUCUGGUAUUUGUUAACAUAAAUCAAC